Messenger RNA from Arachis ipaensis, 3559 nucleotides. The record is from RefSeq and is a predicted model, not a curated record. NCBI's taxonomy places the organism in Eukaryota, Viridiplantae, Streptophyta, Magnoliopsida, Fabales, Fabaceae.
AUCCUUAAUUACUAUCUGUGGAGUCUUUAGCCCCAUUAAAUGUAUGUUUUUAAUGCAAAGACAAGCGCAUAAGACAAAAUGGAAAUUGCACCAUACACUUGACACUUGACAGUGUAAUAAACUAUAGCAAAGUAUUAUUACUUAUUAGUAUUAGUAUUGAAAUGCGACACCAUACUUGCUUUCAUGUGAUUUUAAUAUUAUAUGUCACAUUUAUUUUAUGUUCAUUUCAAACCUUGGAGAAUCAACCUGCACGUUAGAUUCCCUGCACCACUACUUGAUAAUUUCUUAUGAAGGAGAGAGAGAGAGAGAGGGAAGCCAUGAAGGUAAUAUGAAUGGUUUUCGACAAGUAGUGUAGCACCAUCAUAUCAAGGGCAUGUCUUGUAGCUUCAUAUUAUUAGCGAGGAGUGUGAGUGUGAGUCUGUGUGCAGCACAUGAAGAUUGCAGAGUAAAUAAUUGCCCCCCUGCUUGAAGAGAUGAACUUAAUUCAAAUGCCUCAGUCUCAAGAGCAAUAGAGAGAACAAGGGAUCUAUCUCUAUCUAGCACUGCACUUUCUUAGCCAUCUUUCAUGGGAAGUGAAAGAGAAGAACACAACUCAGCCACCAAUCCCACAACAAUCUCUAGCACGCUAACAAUCAAGAUUUCAAGCAGCAGCAGCAGCAAGAAGCAAGGUGAAGAGACUUCAGAGAAUUCAAAUUUACCAUCACCAAACAUAAAGAACUCCACAGAAUCAUCACCUUAUGGUUCUCCUCUUGUGUCCCCACCUUCAUCAGCAUUUGUUUCGGCUUUGCAAUCCCCCUAUAUAUCUCCAAGGGCCAUAACCCCAGGUGAUUCUCACUUGGAAAAACCACCACCACCAACAGCAACAGCAACAGCAACAGCAACAACUACCACCACCACCCAUCCUUCGACCCCAGAAGACGUGCCAAGCAGUUCCUACACUCCCCCUUCUGAUCAGUAUGAGUUUUCCGAUGACAAUGCUGACACGAAUCUCAAGUUUGUGACAUGUGUUCCCAUCCCUGAAGCAGCUGAUCCACGCAUCUCAUUCUCAUUUCCGGUCCCUAGAGUUUCCUUUGCAAAAGGCUCUGUUUCCCCUGCUUCCAAUGCCAAACUCAGAAGCUGUGAUGUUUACAUUGGCUUCCAUGGCCAAAAUCCCAAACUCCUGCGCUUCUGCAAGUGGCUCAAGUCCGACCUCGAGCUUCAGGGAAUCGAUUGCUUGCUUGCUGAUAGAGCCAAGUACACCGAUAGCCAGAGCCAUGAGAUUGCUGAUAGAGUCAUUUGCUCAGUGUCAUUCGGGUUGGUGGUCGUCUCAAGUGGCAGCUUCCUCAACCAUCUGAGCAUGGAGGAGGUUAGAUUCUUUGCUCAAAAGAAGAACUUGAUUCCUCUCUUGUUUGACACAGGACCUGCUGAGAUCAUGGAUCUUCUUAACUGCAACUCAAUUGACAAAGAAUGUAGAGAGGCCAUCGAUGGACUCAUGAGGUGCAACGAAUUCAAUCUAGGGGCCCAUGAUGGUAAUUGGAGAAGCUGUAUAUCAAAAACUACAGGUAUUUUAAGGGCAAGGCUUGGUAGGAUGAAUGGUGACCAGAGAGACAAUAUGCAAGGAUUUGAGAAUCUACCUUUUCCAAGGAACCAAUACUUUGUUGGCAGGGAGAAGGAGAUUAUGGAGAUUGAAGGUCUCUUUUUCGGACGGGGGAAUUGUGUGGAACAAGUCCAAGAUCAUUGUAUGCCAUUCAUCAAAGGAGAAGCUAGUGGAAGUGGACAAUCUGAAGGCCUUGCAGACGAGGAAAGUGAACCGGUUAUGCGCAAAGGUAGGAGAUAUAUUAGUCUAGAGAUGGGGAAGAGCAAAGAACCAACCUUAGAGGCUUGGGUUGAACCACUCAUAGGAAACAAUUCAUUGAAGAGGUUGAAGCAUAAGAAGUCAAAGAGUGGAAACUUCAAAAGCUUGUGUAGUAGUGUGAUUUGCAUCACCGGAGUUUCUGGUAUAGGGAAAUCUGAGUUGGCACUGGAAUAUUCUCACAGAUAUCACCAGAGAUACAAAAUGGUGUUGUGGGUUGGUGGUGAAGCUCGGUAUCUCAGGCAGAACAUAUUGAACUUGUCCCUCAAUUUGGGCUUGGAUGUUGGUGCUGAUUCUGAGAUGGAAAGGGGUCGAAUUCGCAGCUUUGAGGAGCAAGAAUUAGAAGCAUUCAAGAGGAUCAAGAGGGAAUUGUUUGGUGAGACACCUUACUUGCUAAUAAUAGACAAUCUUGAGACUGAGGAGGAAUGGUGGGAAGGAAAAGAUAUAUAUGACUUGAUACCAAGAAACACAGGAGGGACUCAUGUGAUCAUUACUACAAGGCUGUCCAAAGUUAACAGCUACGAUACUAUUCAGCUUCCACCACUGCCAUUAUCCGAAGCAAUGAUUCUGAUAAAAGGAAGAAAAAGGAGGGAGUAUCCAGCAGAUGAGGUAGAAUUCCUUGAAAAAUUCAAUGAGAAGCUUGGACGGUCGAGCUUUGGUUUGUGGGUGAUUGGUUCGAUGUUAUCUGAACUUGCAAUUUCCCCCUCUGCACUGUUUGAGGCCAUUAACCAAAUGCCACUAAGUGGAGAUUCAAACUCAUGCUAUAUGAGCAUUGCAGAAGAGCAAUGGUGCAAAAGCAAUCCUUUCCUCAUGAAGAGCCUCCUUUUCUGUGUAGGAACCUUGGAGAAAACAAAAGCAAAAGGGAAGCUGCUAGCAAUGAGAAUGCUUCUUGUUGGGGGACUGGCUCGAAUGGCUAACCAACAUGAUGGAUGUUGUUGGCUCCAGUUCCAUCCCAUAACACAGGCAUUCGCCAAAAGCAGAGGCGGUUUGCAAUAUGCCAAGGCUGCACUUGAAGGAGUAAGAAAAAUGGGUAACCAUGUAAACUCAGGUCAUCUGUGGUCAUCAGCAUUCCUUGUGUUUGGAUUCAAAUCGGAGCCGCCGAUUGUGCAGCUAAAAGCAAUUGACCUGGUUCUGUAUAUCAAAAGAACAGCUCUGCCCCUGGCAAUCCAGGCAUUUACCACUUUCUCAAGGUGCAAUUCAGCUUUGGAGCUCUUGAAGGUGUGCACCAAUGCAUUGGAGGAGGUUGAGAAGUCGUUUGUGUCUCAAAUCCAAGAUUGGUCCCAUGAUUCGAUUUGUUGGAAGAGGAGGAUGCUGCAAAGAAGCCAAAAAGUGGAUGAAUAUGUGUGGCAGGAUGUGACGUUGUUGAAGGCAACAUUGCUGGAGACAAGAGCAAAGUUGCUUGCAAGAGGGGGCCAUCUAGACAGUGGCAAGGAGCUAUGCAGAACAUGCAUCAGCAUCAGAACUGUGAUGCUCGGCCAUAACCAUGCACAGACCUUGGCUGCUCAAGACACAUUGGCAAGAUUAGUGAGAAUGAGGACCAAGAUAUAAGAAUCACUUCUAGUGGACUUGUCAAUUCUCAUGUGUCAAUGUCCUUACUGUAAUUUCGGUGGUCAUACACCAAUCAGAAUUUUACUAGAUAUCUUAGUAUGUUGCUGCACUUCUGUUCCAAUUUUGUUAUUCUACUGCUAAACUUGAUAUAAGUACCAAUAAAGCUGAUUUUGGAGAAAA